Spizellomyces punctatus DAOM BR117 is the source of this 2743-nucleotide messenger RNA. RefSeq lists its product as uncharacterized. Lineage: Eukaryota; Fungi; Chytridiomycota; Chytridiomycetes; Spizellomycetales; Spizellomycetaceae. Gene Ontology annotation, cellular component: anaphase-promoting complex. The coding region runs from base 164 to 2488 and encodes 774 amino acids. Gene Ontology annotation, biological process: anaphase-promoting complex-dependent catabolic process; positive regulation of mitotic metaphase/anaphase transition; protein K11-linked ubiquitination. The record is from RefSeq and is a predicted model, not a curated record. The transcript has 17 exons.
GUUCAACCAUCACAAUCAAUUUGGUACUCAAGUUCAGUUUGGACAAACGCAUCAUGGAAACCAAAGACCUUGGGAAUUGGAGAUCAACCCCAACACGCUGCAUAUCUUCUGCAAAAUUGGACAAACGCGUUGCAUUUGUAGCUUCCAAGUGGACGAUCUUUGUAUGCAACGGAGACCAUUCGGUCAUCCCAUGCCCGUGUUGAAUGGCACGGCAGAAACAUUACAGAUCGGGGUCAUGACCUGCCCGCCAAGUGUCCGGCCGUUCCUCAUGCCCUUCCUGACACCACAUAAAGUCGCCGUGCUUAUUGUGUUCCAGCUGUACAAUGACCUUCCGGACGACUAUGCGUGUCACUGGAAACAGUCCCUGAGUCAGCUUUUGCUAGAGGAAAUUGAGGGAAGAGCCGACUUGCAGGAUCCGCCCUUCGGGGUGUUUAUGCGAAAAUUGGCAGUCCAGUAUCCCUAUAGCGGUGAUCGCGCUUGGUCAGAAGCUGUAAUCGAAAGGCUUGAUGUUGCUCUCGUCUCGGUGGAUACAAUGUUCGACCUAUUCGUGCCAUUUGAGGAGGACCUGACAGAAGAGGACAUCAGCCCGCGGUAUAACAUGACAUCUCCGGUUGGUGUCUUUAUCCGGGAGACUAUACUGGACGUGAACGCUCUGAAGAAUGACUUUGAUAAAGCCUGCAAGUUUUAUGACGCAUUGAUCAGAUAUCGGAAUGGCUCGGACUUCCGGCAGAUGAAGGAUUUCGGACAAGGCGGCGCAUUAGAUAUUCUCGCAAUCCACGAUGUACAUUUGUUCAUGGACAAGCAAGUGGAUGUAUUAGAAGAUUGGAUAGGCAACGAUACGCCGAAGGAGCUCCAGAAAAAAGUAUCCCUAAUAUGUCGUGAUCUACAACGGGAGCCGAAAGCGGACUGGAUGAGUUACCUUAAUUGCAUGAGAGCGGGGGAACUGCAAGGGGCCCUGGAAAAUCUCUCUCGCUACUUCAUGUACUCCGCCAAAGAACAGCUAGUAGGCAGUUACGGAGCAAAAUUUAGCAAGUGGGUUCACCACUAUGCGCGGCUUAACACUGCCCUGGUGUAUACCCGAUUCAAACUUCACCGGCGAGCACUUGCGAUUAUUGAUCAGGCCAUCCCGUUGGCGCAGGAUAUGCAGGACCAACCGUGCUUGAUCUUGUUACAAACCCUUCAGCAUCGCUUGCAAGGACCAUCCAAACAGACGAGUUGGAGCGACCAGCAACACACUCGACAAAUCGUCCCACAUAACAAGGAAGAGCGAGAAGCUUCUGACAGAGUUUUAUGGCAAAGCGUGAAUCAACUGACCAGAAUUCGAUCCAUAGUUGAGGCAGAUCCUGUUAUGGCUUUUGGUGAGCUGCUGCAUACCACAGAUGUGACCCUUGACAAGGCAGUGGGACAUUUCUUUGAAUCUACUCAUCUAUUACGAGGAGAAAUUUGGAGCCGCGCCGCAGGUAACUGGUUGCUGGCUACUUUGUAUGCCCAGUUGCAGAGUACAAACAUCUCAUACAGCGCUGGGGACGAUAAACCCCUAGGAUUUUGUAUGCUCGCCCUCUAUAAUGCAGCUGAGGGCAACUUUCACGAGGCAUUAACUGCCCUGCAAGCGGCUAAGACCUUUUGCGAAUCAUGUGCUGCCCCUACUGCUGAAAGCCGAUGGUAUAGUGCGCUUCUGGAUAUCGUAUUCCAGCGAUCUUUGCUCAGAGGCCGAAUUCAAGAUGCCAAGCUCACUGUAUCACAUUUGGACUCUCUGGCGGAAGAUGACGUCCAGAUGGCGUGUGCUGCAUCAUUCCAACGGAUUGCUUUGGCUCAAGAAUCUGAGCGACCCGCGGAGGCAUUGGCCCUUCUCUAUGAGCAAUUGAUGUUUGCUCUGAAUCUUGGCGCAAAUGCUCACUAUCAAUUUGUUCAUGCUCAGCUCGGACUUGCUGAGAUUUACUUAGCCGCGAACAACAGUGUUGAAUCCCUUACACAUGUGCUUACCAGUAUUAGCCUAUCAGACCGCGGCCAUCUGACGUUCCAGCGCGAUCGAUCGGUGGUCCUACUGUCAAAGCUAUUGAACCAAUUAGGGUACAUACAUCAAGCCAAGGACACGAUACAGUCAAUUCUACCGUGUGUUUCUAGGCAUCAUGCCUUGAUGCGUGCUGAGGUCGAGCUCACCUAUGUUGAGUUGACCCUGGCCCAAUUGACUUGGGAGAAUGAAAAAAUUGAACACCUUGAAUUUCUUUUGCAUGCAUUGCAGAGAGCGCGUGAAGCAUUCUGCAAAAUAGGAGAUGUUAAGAGCGUUGUUCGGACACUGGUUUUGCGCGCAUUCAUCUUGCAAAUCUUGGGAAGCUUUGACGAAGCCGAGAGGAUCGCAGAAGACUGUUACAAAUUAGAGCGCUUGUAUCUGGAAGGACGGUGGAAACAGAGAGUUUUGGGUUUAAGAGGCAACCCUCUGGGCGCCUUUAGCGAAUUCAACCCUUUAUUCGACGACGAGGAUCGAUGAAGAUUUCGAUGAACAUAUAAAUACGGCACAUGCAAUAAGCACGACACCGUCCCUUCUGUUGAGCUAUGCUUUCUAACAUGAAGCCAUUUCAGGGGCCUAUAACGGUACCGUGCUCUCUGAGAGCCCACCUUGCUUGAAGGUCUCAGAUAUCCGUGAUGUAUAUAAAUAAGGGUUGGCAUGGACAGGUGUACGUUAGAUCUUACUCAAGUGGCUAUAAUAUGACGCAUUCAUUUGUUGGCGUUGGACAUAGUGCAA